AUGUCUGAGGCGGGCACGUCUUUAUUGAUGUGUCCCAUAUUCGGAUACUUGGUGGACCGCGGCCGAACACGCCGACUCCCAUUUAUCGCAGCCCUGGUAGUACUGACUGCGUGUAUGAUUAUCUUGCAACUAGCGCGUUCGAUAGCCGCAUUUGUCGUUGCACGUUUGCUCCAGGGAAUUGCCGGCGCACUGGUAGUGGUAGCGGCGUUUGCUCUCAUCGGCGAUGCGGUACCACAGGAGCGCCUUGGCCAAACGAUCGGAUAUUUGGGGUCCGCAAUCGCCUCAGGGUUCCUGCUCGGCCCAUUUCUUGGAGGUGUUGUGUACAACUCUGGCGGAUAUAAUGCGGUGUUUUGGUUUGCAUAUCCCAUUCUCGCACUUGACAUGAUCAUGCGGCUGGUCUUGGUUGAGAAAAAAGUUGCCGCCCAAUGGUCUCAAUCAAGUGAAGAUCUGGAGUCGGAUCUGGAAACGGAUGCGCGCAUUGCAGCAGCUCAAACGCCUCAAACACCACAGCUGCAACCGCGGAGAAAGAGAGGCCUCGUAAUGUUCCGAAUGCUCAAGCAGCGGCGAGUGUUGAUCUCGUCGUGGGCACUGCUGGUCCAGGGUCUUUUGCUCUCUGCUUUCGAUGCGACACUGCCCAUUUACGUUGAGACGACGUUCGGUUGGAACGCGCUCGGGAUGGGGUUAAUAUUCCUGCCGAUGGCGGUCCCGGCUUUCUUCGAGCCUCUAUUCGGCUUCAUCACCGACCGAAUUGGCGCACGAUUCAUCUCCUUUGCUUGCUUUGUUCUCCUGAUCCCAUCACUUAUCUGUCUUCGGUUUGUCGGACAUCAUUCUAACGCACAGAUCGCUCUAUUGGUCUGCUUGCUGUUCCUCACUGGAGUGUUCAUCCACGCCUGUGCACCCGCGAUGUAUGUUGAGACCCAGCAAGCGCUCACGACCAUGGAAAUCAACAGUCCCGGAAUCCUUGGCCCCAAAGGUGCGGUGGCGCAGGGGUUCGGCCUGCAGAGCAUGUGCCAGUUCGCGGGGGUUUUCCUGGGACCUCUCUGGGGCGGGUUUGUGGAGUACCGGUUUGGGUGGGGCGCCAUGACGGCGUCUUUGGGGGUUUUGGUGGCCCUCACGGCGAUGCCGAUGUUAUGGCUGGGAGAGAGUGAUAUGGAGAGAGAGAAUGAGGCAGAGAGGAGAGACAUAAGGUAG
Messenger RNA from Penicillium olsonii, 1191 nucleotides. NCBI's taxonomy places the organism in Eukaryota, Fungi, Ascomycota, Eurotiomycetes, Eurotiales, Aspergillaceae. The record is from the annotation of a GenBank genome assembly.